Messenger RNA from Tigriopus californicus, 2439 nucleotides. RefSeq names its product exocyst complex component 5-like (gene Sec10). The record is from RefSeq and is a predicted model, not a curated record. Gene Ontology annotation, cellular component: cytoplasm; exocyst. Gene Ontology annotation, biological process: exocytosis; Golgi to plasma membrane transport. The transcript is spliced from 4 exons. Bases 137 to 2326 code for a protein of 729 amino acids. NCBI's taxonomy places the organism in Eukaryota, Metazoa, Arthropoda, Copepoda, Harpacticoida, Harpacticidae.
CUUCUCAAUUCAGCGUGCGGUGACUGACGACUGACAGAUAGAGGGAAUCGCCCGCAGAAGCUGUAGACCUUGCUCAAAACAGAUCAAGCUCCAUCAAGAAGUGGGUGUGCUCGACUCCGACUGAACGGGUGACAUCAUGGUCCAUUGGCCCGAGUUAGAGCAAGAGCCCUAUGAUCCCGAGGAGUUCGUGGAGCGCUUGGCUUGGCGCACCACGGGACAAGGCGUACCCGUCUCCGGCGGGGCCGCCAUGAGCCGAGCCAUUAACGGCCAUGUCCCGGGUGUGGAACCCUUCGACGAGAGCUCACUCCAACUCCACGACGCCUUCGUUCAAGCCAUCAAGGACCUGACCCUGAUGCACGAGACGCAAACCAAGAAAUGCCAGUUGCUCGAACAAAAAUGUCGGGAAGAGGAGCAAGCCCAUUGGCGCCGAGUGGCCUCUCUGAUUGAGCGGAAUCGGUCGGCGGCUUUUACUUACAAGUCCUUGGACGAGAAGAUCACGUCCGUGGCCACCAAAGUGGUGCACCUGGGGGAUCAAUUGGAAUCGGUGAACACACCCCGAGCUCGCGAUGUCGAGGCUCUGAAGCUCAUGAAGCACUUUGACGAGUUCUUGGGCGGGGAAGCCAACCUCUCGCCUGUGUUCAAUGACAAAUCCCGAUUGCACGAAGCGGCGGAUAUCAUCUUGAAAUUGCAAUUGAUCGCCCAGGAAUUGCCGCGCAAGAAAAAGUUCACCAUGGCCAUCGAAGGGAUUGAGACUAAAUACUCGGAGAUCGAGCGGACUUUGAGCGAAGAAUUCGCCAAAUCACAUCGAUCUGACGACAUCACUCGUAUGAAGGAUUAUGCGCUACUCCUGUCCAAUUUCAAUGGCUACAAUCGCUGUAUCGACGACUUUAUUGAACACAUCCAGUUGCAACAAUACCGGGGCAAGGAUAUCUUCCGAGAUAUUGUUCCCUUAUGUCAAUCCAGUUGGGACUUGAUCCGUCAAGUAUUUCCAAACCCAGAGCAAGUCAUGUCCAAGUUCGUGUUAAACAUCUACCAUCAUAAAUUAAACGAGUACAUUGCCAACAACUUGACGGAUACUAGUAACAUGGAAGCGUACUUGAAGAAAUUGAACAAUUUAUUCGACGACACCAUGAAACUCACGGCCAAUCUGGCGCCUUAUAACUUUGGAACGGAUCAUCAAUUCUUGAGCAACUUGACCAAGAAAAUCUUUCAAACCUACUUGGCUUCUUACAUCACCAACGAGGUCCGAUAUCUGAAUGAGAAAUGCACCAUCAUCCUCCAGCGGUAUUACCAGAGCUUAGGCCAUCAGAAGAAGCAAUUGUCCACGGGAACAGAAAAACUCAACGACUUGAAACGGGAUAUUCAAGGCUUGAUUGCCAGCAAGGCCAACAUCAACCUGGACACAUCCGUCUCAUAUGGUGGGGAAACGUUUCUCAGUGAAGAGGUGGCCAUUAACAUUCUUCAACUGACGAAAUCCGCCUUCAAACGGUGCAAGAGCCUUUCGAACGAGGGAGACUUGUCCUCGAAUGCCCUCGAGAUCUUGGGUAUCCUCAUAAGUUACUUACUCCAUGAGCAUAUCGACUACGCCGUCGAAUUGGGAGUCCAAGGGAUCCCCAUGCCAGAAGUCAAGACCAUUCCCGAGCUCUAUUUCUUCGACGUGAUCGGUCAAACCAACACCAUGAUUCACUUGUUGGAAAAGCAGUUGAGCGAUAGUGUGAUCCCCUUGGUGGAGAAUACGUCCAAACACCAGGAUUGUAUCGAUUUGAAGCGGGCGGAGCUGCGAAAGAUCGAGGCCAAAUUGGAUGUAGGCUUAGAUCGGAGUCUAAGCUCGAUUGUGGGCUGGGUCAAGACGAUUCUCCAACAAGAGCAACGCAAGUCCGAUUUCAAUCCCGCGCCCAAUGAGACGGAGUUGGCCACCACAUCGCCGGCUUGCCUCCGGGCGAUCAAGUUCAUCAACCACCAAACCACUAAGAUCCGAGACACAUUGGAUGGCAAAAACAUCGAGUCCGUUCUUAUGGAAUUGGGCACGAGGCUCCACCGAGUGGUGUAUGAGCAUUUAACCCAAUUUCAGUUCAACAGCUCCGGAGCCAUGGUCGUGAUUUGCGAUGUACAAGAGUACCGCAGAUGUGCCGCCCAAUUCAAGGUGGGCACGGUGAAUGCUCUUUUUGAUAUCUUGCACGCCAUGUGUAACCUAUUGAUUCUACCGCCCGAGAAUCUCCUCGAUGCCAUUGAAGGGGAUCAAUUGGCCUCUUUGGACAAGACCAUCAUCGAAGGGUGGAUUCAACUUCGCGCAGAUUACCGACACGAGCGAAUGCUUUUUAGGUAGACAAUAAGGAUCGCUUUUUUUUACAUUGUUGGAGGUCUGUGUUAUUGUAUUUAUCACUUGGUUAUUGUCGCUCUAAUAAAUAUACGGCAGGUUUUUGCUUGAUAUGAAUAGGA